This is a messenger RNA of Durusdinium trenchii, 972 nucleotides long. The record is from the annotation of a GenBank genome assembly. Lineage: Eukaryota; Dinophyceae; Suessiales; Symbiodiniaceae.
AUGCAAGCAUGGGGCGGAGUUUUUGCCUUGGGCUCGCCACAGCAGAGACCGGGUCACCCUGGUCGCGGGGGUGCUUUGCAUCAUGGAGGUGAUUGGAGACGAGGCGAGGCUCCACACACCGCUGCGCGACACGCAGUGCGCGCGGGUCCCUUCGCGGCGGCCGCCGCAGCGGCGCUGGGCGCGCGAGGGCGGCGGGCGGCGCCGGCCACAGAGGACCCGGUCUUCCGAUGGCUGGCGAAGGUCCUGCGCGGCCGCUGGGCCGGCGAGGUGCUGGAUGCGGGCACUGGACCUGACUCGUUGCAGUGGCUGGCGACGGCGGGACGCGAGGCGGAGAGCCUGACCGCGGUGACCGCGUGCGAAGGAAUGUUCGCGACUUUAGAAGACGAGUCGUGCGACUUUCUGGACUCAGCACGGGACCAGGUACUCUUGGGCAAUUGGAAAGACAAAGACUUCCUCUGGGGGAAGAGCUACGAUCUGGUGCUGGCCGAUUAUCUGUUGGGAGCCGUUGAUCACUUCGCGCCCUUCUUCCAGGUGGGUCUCCUGAAGCGUUUGGCGGAGCUCACCAAGCCUUCCGGGCUCCUGGUGCUGGUGGGCAAAGAGCCCGAGGAGCUCAGGAGCAGUGACGAGAUCUCUCAGCUGGCUUUGGACGUUGAGAACUUCCGAGAUGCAGUGAUGAUCUUGGGACGACAGCGCCCUUACAGGGAGAUGCCGCGAAGCUGGUGUUCACAACAGCUUUGGUCCUUGAACUUUGAGCUAGUUAAGGGCCGUGUGUUCCCACGAAGACUCACCACCGCUAAGGUGAUGCGGAACUUGGAUUGGGCGGAGGAGGAGCUUGAGCGGGUGGAGAACGAGCUGCGCCAGGAUCUGCAGAGGCACUUGGGCCUCUUGCGCCAGCGAGUGGAGAGCAGCCAGCUUGAGGGGCACAGCUUCGGUCAAGACUAUGCACUGGUCUUGCAGAAACGUGGCCCGUGA